Molecule: messenger RNA, 1464 nt
Organism: Prorocentrum cordatum
Lineage: Eukaryota; Dinophyceae; Prorocentrales; Prorocentraceae
Source: the annotation of a GenBank genome assembly
GGCGACGGCCUUUCGGCGCCCGCCCCUCGCGGCGCUGCGGGUGCCCCUUGCGGCCGCGUCCGCUGCCCGGCGCGGCCCUGCGCCGCCCCGGCCUACGGCCACGGGGAGCUGGCGGCGUGCCUGGACGGGGCCCUGUUCGACAGGUAUGUUCAGUCCCUGGUCGACCUGCGGGUCGCUGCGCUAAGCGGGAGGCCGUGCAGCGGGCGCGCGCCACGCUCUGCCUCGAGGAGCGCGUGCAGGACCUCCGGCGCCGCGUCGUGGAGGACAUCCUGACGCUCAAGUGCCCCACCUGCCACCAGGCUUUCGUCGACUUCGACGCGUGCUUCGCCCUGACCUGCGGCAGGUGCGGGUCCGGCCUCUGCGCGUGGUGCGGGCGCUUCUGCGGCCUGGACGCGCACGAGCACGUCCGGCGCUGCCCGUCCUCCCUGUCGCCCGGCAACCUCUUCGGCUCGCAGGGCCUGUUCGCAGAGGCUUCCAGGCGCCGCAAGCUCAGCUCUUUGAGCGCCUUCCUCCGGGACGUAGAGGUGGAGGCGAGGAGGCCCCUGCUGCGGGCCCUCCGCGGCGACAUCCAGGACCUGGGCCUCUCGGCGCGGCUGCUGCUGCGCGUGCCCCGCGCCUCCGCCGCCGCCGUGGUCGCCCUGGCGCUGGUCUUCCUGCUGGCCGUCUCCCUCGCCCUCAACGCCAGGCUCUGGCGCGCGCUGCACGACCCGGGGAUGUCGGCUGCGGACGUGUGCGCAGAGGUGAGCAGGCGGACGAGUCAGCACGUGGAGGGCGUGAGGGGGCGCUACGACCUGUUCCUCCGCGAGAUCACAUCCGACGUCAAGGACCUGUACUGGGACCUGCGCGACGGCGUCUCCGGUGCGGCGCGGGGCGACCUGGUGACCACUGCGUUUCAGGUGGUCUACACCUCGUGUGCCUUGCCCUUCUGCUUCGCGCUGGGCGUGGCCGUGUGGGUGCCCACCGCGGCUGUCGCCCGGCUGCACACGGCGGUGCUGGCCCGGCACAUGCAGUGGUGGUAUCUCCAGGGCGGCAGGUGGAUGGGCCUGCUGCGCGCCCUCACCUUCCUCGAGCGAGGACGAGUGGGCCGCGUUCCAGGAGGCCCGCCGCGAGCUCCUGCUGCAGGCCCAGAGGCGCGGCGCUCCCGCGCAGCUCGCCGGCCCAGGCCCGCUGCUGGCGUGCAGCCGCUGGGCCGCGCCAGUGCCCCCCGCUCGGGCCGCCCGCGCGGCCGCCCCGCGGGGCCCGUCUGGCAGGCGCGGCGGCGAGGCCAGCAUCCUGCUCGCACUGGCCGGCCCCGCGACGCUGGCCGCGAGACGGGGGACCCGCCGGCCGCGCGGGUGAGGGGCGCGGCCUUGCCUUCGCGAGGCUCUUCCCGCGCCGCGUCCCCGCGAAACGCUCGGGUGUCGGGCGGCUGUCGUAGCAUUGCAUGUACAGACCCCGUCGCGGGCCAACAAGCCGACGCGGGCC